AUGAGUGAUGGCGAUGCGGUGCCUGACAUCACACCCUUUCAGAAGAUGCUGUCUGCUACGACUGGCAGCCUUCUGACUGGACUGACCAUGACACCUUUGGAUGUCGUCCGAGUACGUUGGCAAUCGCAAAAUGUACACCAGCCGAGUGCUGCGAAAACCACCGCCCUCAACAAACUUCCCCUGACUGCACCCGAUGCCUUCCGACCCUCCAACCUUGGCGUAACCGCCUGCUGCAGAGAGGUCUUCUUCGCGAACAAUAAUGCCGAGGUCUGUGUCGUAGGCCCUCACGUUAACAGGCCAAUCCGAGGGAUCGAGUGUGCUGUGGAGGAGACACAAAAGAGAACUUUCACCUCGACAUUUGACGGGAUGCGCAAGAUUGCCAGGAACGAGGGACUCUUUACAUUAUGGAGAGGGCUAUCACCAACGCUUCUCAUGGCUGUACCAGCCAACAUGAUCUACUUCACGGGAUAUGAGUGGUUGCGGUACGACAGAAAGAGCCCCUUCGCAUGGAUGGAUAACGAUGCCGCACCCUUGGUGGCUGGCGCUCUCGCCAGAGUAGUCGCCGCUACAUCGAUUGGCCCGAUCGAAUUAUUCCGGACGAAACUCCAGGCCUCACAUGGCGACACGGCCGCCGGCCACGUCAAGGAUACACUACAGAGCAUGCAGGAGUCGGUUAGGACGCAGGGCUAUCGUUCGCUCUGGCGAGGCCUCAGCUUGACAUUGUGGAGAGAUGUGCCAUUCUCCGCCAUGUACUGGUGGGGCUACGAAUCAAUACGGGCCAAGCUCACAGAGACUCGGGAGCGGGGCCGGGGCCGGACAUAUGAAGGCGAUAUUCGCGCGCGGCAACGGUCGCAGAGCCAGGAAAACCACCGGGAAACAUUUACGGACAGCUUCGUCGCGGGGUCACUGUCGGGUGCCAUGGCCUGUAUCGCCACCAUGCCGUUCGAUGUCGGCAAGACGCGAACGCAGGUGUACCAAAGCACGGGGAAGAACGUAGCUGGCGGCGUCAGCAAGACGGCCAUGGCCCCAGAAGAACAGACCAUGUUUGGCCUCCUUCGCCAUAUUGUGAAGACCGAGGGCGUCCCUGGGCUGUUCAGGGGCUGGAUGCCACGCGUGAUGAAGGUGGCGCCCGCAUGUGCGAUCAUGAUCAGCAGCUUUGAGAUGGGCAAGAAGCUAUUCAGAGAUGUCAACGAACGGGCGUUGAAAAAGCAACAAGAGCAAGAUAUGGACUGAGAGACAGGGCGCUUUCUACCAUUCAGCGAUCUCCACUUUUGAGCAUGGCGAUGCACUUUCACGGAGUUUGGUUUAGAGAAAGGUUCUUGGCAUAUGGGUUUUUUGACCCUUUCUUUCUUUUCUUUUCUUCUGGCAUUCAUCUACCACGGAGUAGAAAGACCGUAUUAGAAAGGAGUUUAUGGAGCAUGGGGGCAUGGGGCACGUGUACUUCUUGAAGGUAAGACGCUCCCACACAUAGUCUGCUUGUUUGCGUUAACUCUGCUUGGGUUUAUUGUAUUGUAUCUGUAUCAUUUAGCAGCAAAAACAAAAUCAGGUGCAAGGCACCGACCCUUGAUGUCCUGCAAUCUCGGGCAUAAGGAAGGAGGAUAAUUGUAAUAUCAAGCUUGUUGUCUU
Molecule: messenger RNA, 1626 nt
Organism: Cryphonectria parasitica EP155
Lineage: Eukaryota; Fungi; Ascomycota; Sordariomycetes; Diaporthales; Cryphonectriaceae
Product: mitochondrial carrier
Exons: 2
Coding region: 1-1233 (410 amino acids)
Biological process (GO): mitochondrial transmembrane transport
Source: RefSeq, a predicted model, not a curated record